CGGUGUGCACAUUUACCAUCUGAUUGCGAUCCGCCAAUAUACACAAAGAAGAAGCAGGAGAAGGCGAAAACGAACAGAUGCGCUAGCAGCUAGCUUGGCAGGUUACGUCGAGGAAAUUCUGAGAGUUGUUCUUUCUUCUUCACCUGCCUCCCCUCCGCCCCCUUCACCAGCGCUGCAGGAUUGUCGGGGUUUUUAGCUCUCUUCCUGACCUGCCAACAUGCCAGCCGCACUUACAGAUUCCAGCCAAAUAAUCUGUGAAGUCUGGGCGAGCAAUGUGGAGGAGGAAAUGAGGAAGAUCCGGCAGAUUAUUCAAAGCUACAAUUUCAUCGCCAUGGACACAGAAUUCCCCGGAGUGGUUGUCCGGCCAAUCGGCGAGUUUCGGAGCACCGUAGACUACCAGUACCAGCUGCUGAGGUGUAACGUCGACCUCCUGAAGAUCAUCCAGCUCGGCCUCUCGUUCAUGAACGAGGACGGAGACUACCCCCCCGGCACCACCACGUGGCAGUUCAACUUCAAGUUCAACCUCACAGAAGACAUGUACUCCCAGGACUCCAUAGACCUGCUCCAGAACUCGGGCCUCCAGUUUAAAAAACAUGAAGAGGAGGGGAUCGAAACGCUCUACUUCGCCGAGCUCCUCAUGACGUCCGGUCUGGUGCUGUGUGAAAACGUCAAGUGGCUCUCCUUCCACAGUGGCUACGACUUUGGCUACCUGGUGAAGCUCCUGACGGACGCACGGCUCCCUGAGGAGGAACACGACUUCUUCCAGAUCCUCAACCUCUUCUUCCCCGCGAUCUACGAUGUCAAAUACUUGAUGAAGAGCUGCAAGAACCUAAAGGGAGGGCUACAGGAAGUAGCAGACCAGCUGGAGCUGAAGAGGAUCGGGCGGCAGCACCAGGCUGGAUCCGACUCGCUACUCACCGGCAUGGCUUUCUUCAGGAUGAAAGAGCUUUUCUUCGAAGACAACAUUGACGACGCAAAGUAUUGUGGGAGGUUGUACGGCCUGGGCUCGGGCUCCACCCAACCCCAGAACGGCAUCUCCAGCUCGGGCCAGGAGGAGACGAACAACAAGCACUGACUGAGCGCUCCCGUUCUCAAAGUGGAACGCGCUUGUUUUUAAAAACACCCAACCAGCAGAUUUCCCCACCCCCCCACCCUCUGAUCUCCCGCAACACUCGGAACGAGACACAACACGAGACAAAACAAAAUAGAUUUCUUUCAAAUUUUUUCCUCCCCGAGUGACUGUCAAACGGACUCGCAGUGACAUUGGAUCCUUUCACUGGCUCAGUCGUUUCUUUUUAGUCGCUUUUACUGAGUAUAUGUUCAUAUACUCAGAACACUUUUUUUAAUGCCACAUUCUAGUGACCCCCUUCUUUAACAGCAUGGGACCAGCGCCUGUAUCAUACUGUGAUCUCAGACCAAACGUUGCCAAAAAACUAAACAGUCCGAUUCUUCAGUUCCGACUGUCGUUCUCAUCAGCGGGACUCGUCUCUUGUUGCAGGGAUUUCAUUUUUUUUUUUAAGUUAAUGUUGGAAGGGCCUGUAAAUUUAAAAUGUAUAAUUUUGAUGAAAAUAAAAAUGUUUUAGCUCUUUUCCACUUUCAGAACCUUUUAACAGUGUGCAUCAAGUUGUUUAACUGUGCUUGGUUUAUGCAUGUGUUUUUUGGGGCAAACUACUGUCGUUUCUGUACAUUCAGCCACCAGACCCAGCUGUCCGCCAGGUUUACACAUGUUGUGGGUACUGUUUUUACAUUCUUCAUUGUUUUGAACAGUUGUAUAUUAAAUUGUUUUGUAUUUUGAA
Molecule: messenger RNA, 1796 nt
Organism: Sander lucioperca (pikeperch)
Lineage: Eukaryota; Metazoa; Chordata; Actinopteri; Perciformes; Percidae
Gene: cnot8
Product: CCR4-NOT transcription complex, subunit 8
Exons: 7
Coding region: 218-1075 (285 amino acids)
Cellular component (GO): P-body; CCR4-NOT complex; CCR4-NOT core complex
Molecular function (GO): poly(A)-specific ribonuclease activity; nucleic acid binding
Source: RefSeq, a predicted model, not a curated record